This is a messenger RNA of Carassius auratus (goldfish), 2179 nucleotides long. RefSeq names its product D-amino-acid oxidase-like. Lineage: Eukaryota; Metazoa; Chordata; Actinopteri; Cypriniformes; Cyprinidae. Gene Ontology annotation, biological process: L-proline catabolic process; D-serine catabolic process; D-alanine catabolic process. Bases 174 to 1217 code for a protein of 347 amino acids. The record is from RefSeq and is a predicted model, not a curated record. Gene Ontology annotation, molecular function: D-amino-acid oxidase activity; FAD binding. Gene Ontology annotation, cellular component: cytoplasm. The transcript is spliced from 11 exons.
UCAACGUCACAGUUGAAGUUACGUAAUGAGGGAAAAAGUUAAUUUUUAAGUUUUGCGUCCUAUCGUUACAUUGCUUAAUAAGACUGUUCUUGCAAGAGAGAAGAUAAGAACGUGUUUAGGACAACGUCGAUCUCUUUUUGAAGUUAACAAGACAAAAAAGUUUGUUAGCAGAGAUGAGGGUGUGCAUCAUUGGAGCGGGGGUCAUCGGCCUCUCCACUGCUCAGAGCAUCUACCAGCACUUCCACGACAGGAUCGCCCCUCUCACCAUAGAGGUGUAUGCUGAUGUCUUCACUCCACUCACCACCAGUGACGGGGCAGCUGGACUCUGGCAGCCAUAUCUCUAUGACAAGGGGAAUGUGCAAGAAACUAAAUGGAACAAAGAGACGUUUCAGUAUCUACUAAGUUGCCUCAGCUCUCCAGAUUCUGUGAGAAUGGGAAUCUUUCUCCAGUCUGGCUACAAUCUGUGCACUGAACACCUGCCGGACCCUUCAUUUAAAGAUGCUGUGUUGGGCUUUCGUCAGCUGACUCAACGUGAACUAGACAUGUUUCCAGGAUACAGUUUUGGGUGGUUCAACACUGCUCUCAUGAUUGAAGGGAAAACAUACCUGCCCUGGCUUAUGGACUGGUUAAGACAAAGAAAGGUCAAGUUUUAUCAGAGGAAGAUCGGUUCAUUUAAAGAGCUGGCAGACAGUGGUGCUGAUGUUAUCAUCAACUGUUCCGGUGUCCGAUCAGGAGACCUUCAGCCUGAUCCUGAGCUCCAGCCGGGCAGAGGACAGAUCAUCAAGGUAGACGCUCCCUGGUUGAAACACUGGAUCAUCACACAUGAUUCCUCAUCAGGAGUUUAUAACUCACCGUACAUCAUUCCUGGGAGUCGUUUAGUCACUGUGGGUGGAGUUUUCCAAGUCGGAAACUGGAAUCUGCAGAACUGUUCUGUGGACCAUGAAGGAAUCUGGGAAGCUGCCUGCAAGCUUGAGCCCAGUCUACAGCAUGCGCGGAUAGUAGAGGAUUGGACUGGUCUCAGGCCCACACGCAAUAAAGUUAGACUGGAGAAAGAGACCAUACGAUCUGGACCGACGUCGUUUGAGGUGAUUCAUAACUAUGGACAUGGAGGUUUUGGACUGACGAUCCAUCGUGGAUGUGCGGAGGAAGCUGCUCGUCUCUUUGGUCAGAUCCUGGAGCAGAAAGGCCUGCUAGCACAUUCUAAAUCACGUCUCUAAUAGAUCUGUGCCUCUGGAUAAUGUUAUCUAUCAAGUUGAUUCUCGCUAAUCUAAUAACCAUGGUCAUACAGAUUUCAAGAGUUAAUGAAUCUCUAGAACGGAAUACGUUUGUCUACAUUUAUCUGCACUAAUAUAGAAUAAGGAUACAUAUUUACAUUUAUGCAUUUGGCAGACGCUUUUAUCCAAAGCGACUUACAGUGCAUUCAGGCAAUACAUUUUUUUUAAUCAGUAUGUGUGUUGCCUGGGAAUUGAACCCACAACCUUUUACGCUGCUAACACAAUGCUCAGUGCUCAAAAAUGCAACGCAAUUUGCUUGAAGCAUGAUUUAUUGUUAUCAUACAUGUACAUCCAGUGCAGUGGCAAGAGAUCUGUGCACACAGACACAAAACACGGCACUAUAUCACAAAAGACGGGCAACUCUCUGCACUCUCAUGAACAACUGCACACUUCCCAUCAAUCCACACACAUACCCACUUUACAGUUGAAAAGGCAGAAAUAACUGAAUAUAGAAUUGAGCGGUUGUGCUGAAAAACAAAACAAAAACAAGUUGUUGCUAAAUGUUCAAGUUGUGUGUUCUGAUGCAAGCCAUUGUUUGAAAAAUGUGCUUGGAAGCUGAUGUGCUAGAACAGACAGUCAUAAAAUAUAUUGGUCCCAAAGGCCUGUACUGUUGAAAGCCACUUGCUAUUGUUUUAUUCUUAUUGAGCUGUAUUUUAAGAUUAUAAUUAUCCAAUUACCUUUGAUAUGCCUGAUUAUAAGGGAUCAACUGGAGUUUAUACACUUUAUAAGAGGGACUGUAGUUGGCAGCCGGUGAGAGGAUAGAGAGGUGCUCUCAAGUGCUGAGUGGAGUAAAAUGAAGACUUUGGUGUCCACUAGAUACAUCACUGGUGUCAAUGAAAGUCCAAAACUAUGAAUGGCUAACAACUAACCAUAACAAUUAACAAUUAAGUAUGGUAAAUGGUUUU